Messenger RNA from Odontomachus brunneus, 1582 nucleotides. RefSeq lists its product as uncharacterized. NCBI's taxonomy places the organism in Eukaryota, Metazoa, Arthropoda, Insecta, Hymenoptera, Formicidae. Gene Ontology annotation, molecular function: nucleic acid binding. The record is from RefSeq and is a predicted model, not a curated record. The transcript is spliced from 2 exons. Bases 38 to 1582 code for a protein of 514 amino acids.
CGGAGGAACACAUCUAAAUACUACUACCAUAUCACUUAUGCAUACUGGAGGAUGCGACUUCCAACAAGAUACACCAAAGACUACACAAACAUAUAUACAGCUAUUACAACUCUCUAAUUAUAAUUACGUCGAAGUUAUACAAUGUAAAAUAGAAAUAUCCAGAACUGUUUAUCACUGUGGGAUGCACUCUCACGUCUCUAUUGUGCACAAUGGUCAAGCUAGCUAUUUGCAAGGAACAUCGCACGAACAAUGUCUACGCAUGCAUCGUGAAGGAAUGUUGCGAUUAGGAGCAGACGAAAUUAUUGAUCAAUUAAAACCAAACAGUACAAUUUAUAGAAGCGUAACACUGGCAGGAAAAGCAGGAGUAGACGGUACCUGCAAAGGCGCUAUGUACUCUGAUUAUUAUGGCACUUGGGAAGAUGUAGUAGUCCAGGCACAAGUGACAAUAUCAUUGCGAACGGCCUAUGUACCGGUACAUCUAGAAUUAGGAAAGGUUAUAUUAAAAUCAGGAACUACGUGUCCUCUCUCAGAAGGAACUUGUUUAGACUCGGACGAUGGAUAUACUUUUUGGCAACCUCUUCCAAAUUCAGCAUGCAAAUUUAACCAUUAUGAUGUUUUAUAUGAAGGAAAUGCCAUGAAAAUGCAAGGCAACAUAGAGUCACAAGACACUACAAUUUACACAUUGACAACACAAGACAUUACAUUUGCUCUAACUUUAACAAGACCACAUAUUAUUUGUGGAUAUACUCUAAUGGGAACUGAGCAUCCAAAAUUGUUUAUUUUUGAAACAAAGCAAGGAAAUACAUUCAAAACAAAAACAGAAACUCCUAUUGAUAAUUUAGAUAUUUUUACAUAUAUAAACUCCAAAUUUGUAUAUGUCGAAAGACAUAUUAGGACCCAGAUGAAGGCACUGUAUUAUGAUAUAAUACAACAAAAAUGCGAGUUAGAAAAACAAGUGUUACAAAAUACCUUGUCUCUCGCUACAUUAUUACCAGACGAAUUUGCUUUCCGUCUGAUGAAGGCACCUGGGUAUAUGGCUGUUGCCGCUGGCGAGGUUAUACAUGUUGUAAAGUGUAUACCGCUCGAAGUCGUACUACGACGAACAAACUCAUGCUUCACCGAUUUACCAGUAAUGCUCAGUAAUACAUCUUACUUCAUAACGCCUAAAUCACGAAUUCUUACACGAUACAGCACUGAAAGAAACUGUAAUCCUCUUUUACCUAUACAAUUUCAUAUCGAGGAUACGUGGAUACAAUUCAAUCCAACACCAAACAUGGUAUUACCACCCCAGAUACUGAAACCUUUAACAAAGCUCACAUGGACAUACUUAACCCCAGCCGCACUCGCAACAAGUGGCAUUUAUUCCGAGAAAGACUUAGAAAAUUUACGUGAUCAUGAUGAACUUGAUUGCCGAGUUCGGAGAGUCUGUUCCACUUCUCAAGAGCACCUUUGGGAGACCCUCGAGAAAGAAUGGAAUAAAAUACCAAAUUCUGUAUUGGAAAAACUCAUAGAAAGGAUGCCGCGAUUGAUGAAAAAGGUGUUGUCCACCAAAGAAGGUUGGUUCGAUGAAAAAAAGGUAUGA